AUGAGUGUUUAUAGAGUUUUGAUUUUAUUUCUAUCACCAGGAAUCAAUAGUUGUUGUGGUUCAACACCAAUUGACCAAAAAACAACAACUUGCUGCAGUGAUGGAAAUGGUAAUAAAAAGUCACACAGCAUAGGAACUCAUAAGAAAUGUUGUGGGGUUGAAUAUUACAACAAAACAACGCAUUACUGUAAUAGCAAAAAGAAAGGCAUAGUCUUACCCAAAUUUAAAUCUUUAUGUAACAACACUGAGUAUGAUAUACUGAAACGCAAAUGUUGCUCUGGAACCUUAUAUAAUGUCAGCGAUAGUGAUGAGCAGUAUAAAUGUUGUGGCACAAAGUUGUAUAAUACAGUCGAAGAACAAUGUUGUGAUGGAAGUUGGACCCUACCACAUGAUGCUGAGUGCUGGGGAAAAAGUAAUUUGUAUCCCAGUAGUCAGAAUGAGCUCCCUAUUAACAUUACAUCAACAGUGGCGUGGUGUGGGAAUGGAUUGUAUGACAGCCAGUACCAAGCAUGUUGUGGGACUGUGAUAUACAACAAAUAUUCUCACGAGUGUUGUCACCCUGGAGGUGACAUUAUUGUUAAGUCUACUGAAUACAAAUGCUGUGGAAAAGCCCGUUAUAACAGCCAUCAAGAUGUUUGCUGCACAAAACACAACUUCUAUGGUGAAACAUUCAAAAUAAUUACAAAAUCUGUUGAAUUUCAUGAAACUUGCUGUGUCCCUUCUGACAUUGAGAAAAGUCAGUCCUAUUCAAGUAUUACACAUAGAUGCCAGCUAGGUGGUAUAAUUAACAAAACUGAUAUGUGUGGUAGCCACCCAUACUAUGAGACCUCAGACUUAUGCUGUGGAGGAGUUUUUGAUAAGAUGGGAUUAGAAGAAGGAAGAGAUUGCUGUGGAAUCAAAAGUUAUAACAAGACUACAAAAAUCUGUUGUGACAACACAAUUUACUUAAAAACAAACAAACAGAGCUGCCAUCAAAAUAGCACAGAGUUUGUAGAUGAGGUCCAUCCGACACUACAUAGGCAUAUAGACUAUGGAAUAUGUUCUUACUGUAACUUACACACCAUAGAGGAUGUCAAACUAUUUCUAGAGUCAGCUUCUAAUCUAUGUAAACAAUUUGUCCUGAAGAUUGCUAAAUUAAACACAUCAAAUGCUGGUAACACCACGAAAGUGGAUGGUUUCAUACGUAAAGAUUUGCUCUCUCAGGAAACUUUUAAAAAACAAAAGAUUCAAUUCCAAGUACCUUGCACAUGUCAACUGAACACAAGACCAAUUAUCCUUCUAACAGAUCUGAAAGAUUAUAGCAAACUUUUGAGAUUGGGUGACAGUAACCUAAUUAUUCCAUGGAGCAAAAGUGCAAGUAAUUACCUGCAGAAAAGGGCAGCACAGUGUGCAAAGGACACAAAUAAAUUUGCCUUGGAAACAGUGGCUGGGUUCAAAAUAUCUAUUGAAUAUACAAAACCUGAACUGAAAGGAAAAGACAGGUUAUAACAUCUCAAAUUAGGUCAAGGAAUUAAAAUUAUCCUUGUUUCCAAGCAACUUGAAGUUUUAGACAUGUUAGAUAUUAUAACAUGUAUAAUAACAAAUAAGUUUGCCUUUGCUUAUCAAGAAAAUAAUUGUGACUUCCUGGUGAUAACAAUGCAAAUAUACUUUCAUAGGACUCAAGCCAGAUGUUAAUAAUACCAACCAAUGCUUUGCCAAUUCCCAUUUAAAUUGUAUAAAAAGAAUUUUAAAGAGAAGAAAUGAAUUGGGAACUGACAUCCCAAACAGAUUGUAAUUAAUAAGUCACAUUAUUUUUGUUUUAAAUCAAGCAAAAUUAAAAAAAAAACCCACUACUGUUAGAGAACUGGCCAACAUAACUAUGUCAGAAAGAUGCAAAUUCAAUUUGGUAAAGCUAGUUUAAUUAUACAUUUGUACUCAGGUUGUAGGAUGUUGAAGAUAUUUGAUAGGCAGCAUGACAAAAUAUAUGUCGAAUCUUAAAGACUAAAUCAUCAGGUUCUAAACUUUAUAUAAAUAUUGUUUUGUUUGUACUGACAAAUAUUGUUAUGUGUUCGCCUUAUUGGACUGUAUAAUGGCCUAUUUAAUAACUUCUCAUUUUGCCAUGCAU
Molecule: messenger RNA, 2104 nt
Organism: Mytilus trossulus (common blue mussel)
Lineage: Eukaryota; Metazoa; Mollusca; Bivalvia; Mytilida; Mytilidae
Product: galaxin-like
Exons: 5
Coding region: 1-1488 (495 amino acids)
Source: RefSeq, a predicted model, not a curated record